UCCCGUGACAAAAUUUUCAUGGGAACUUUCAACAGCCAGGAGAGGACUGAUGUUUCCUGCUUCUCUCACUUGAUGGACGCUUAUGGGUAGCAAGAAAAAAAUACACUCACAUUUGGAAGGUUUGGGGUCUUUAGUUUUGUCUAAAACGGAUCAAAAGUUGUGUAUAUUGACAGUGAGUGUUAUUCUGCGAAAUAUCCCCGCUGGAAGUAAGAAAAUAGAUGACCACCGCAUCGAAAUACUGUAAGCACUGACCCAGAAUGGGGAUGAGGCCAGUUGUAUACUUGAAGUAAAACCCAGGGGAACCCAUAAAAAGUUGGACCUCUGACCAUCAAUUUGUGACCUUACACCUCUGAAUGCCAAGACCCUAAGAUGGAGGACCAUUCCAGUUUUCCCAGUGUCAGCAUACCCUGCCACGAUGAGCAGAGGGAAGGGAAGAAAAAACGUUACACAGUAUAUAAAGUUAUAGUUAAUGUUGGACAGCAUGAAUGGUUUGUCUUUAGACGAUAUGCAGAAUUUGACAAACUCUACAACACAUUAAAGAAACAGUUUCCAUCUAUGAACUUGAAAAUUCCUGCCAAAAGGAUAUUUGGGGACAAUUUUGACCCUGAGUUCAUCAAACAAAGACGAGCUGGGCUCCACGAGUUCAUAAAGAGAAUAGUUUCACAUUCACAGCUUUGUAACCAUCCAGAUGUGAGGAGCUUUCUGCUGAUGGACAAAUUGAAACGCUUUUCAGAUGCGUCUGAGGAUGAAGACGACAAAAACAGCUCUACCUCAAGAAACAUUAACCUGGGACCGUCUGGAAAUCCACAUGCAAAACCCACAGACUUUGACUUUUUAAAAGUCAUAGGAAAAGGGAGUUUUGGAAAGGUUUUCCUUGCAAAAAGGAAGCAUGAUGGAAAGUAUUAUGCGGUCAAGGUCUUACAGAAAAAGGUCAUUCUCAACAGAAAAGAGCAAAAACAUAUCAUGGCAGAACGCAACGUACUGCUCAAGAAUGUCAAGCACCCUUUCCUGGUUGGGCUCCAUUAUUCCUUCCAGACGACAGACAAGUUAUACUUCAUCUUGGAUUUCAUCAAUGGUGGAGAACUUUUCUUCCAUCUUCAAAGAGAGCGGACCUUUCCAGAAUCCAGGGCAAGAUUUUACAUUGCUGAAAUGGCCAGUGCACUGGGAUAUCUUCACUCUUUCAACAUUGUAUACAGGGACUUGAAGCCAGAAAACAUUCUUCUUGACAGUGAAGGGCAUAUCGUUUUGACGGACUUUGGAUUGUGCAAAGAAGGCAUUUCCCAGACAGAUACCACCACUACCUUUUGUGGAACACCUGAGUACUUAGCUCCAGAGGUCCUGAGGAAGCAGCCGUAUGAUAACACUGUUGACUGGUGGUGUCUGGGUUCAGUGCUCUAUGAAAUGUUGUUCGGUCUGCCACCUUUCUACAGCAGGGAUACACACGAGAUGUAUGACAACAUCCUCCAUAAACCCCUGGUGAUGCGUGCUGGUGCAUCCAGCACAGCCUGGUCUCUCCUCCAGGGUCUGCUGGAAAAAGACGGCACACACAGACUGGGGUCCAGGGAUGACUUUAAUGAGAUAAAAGCACACAGCUUCUUCUCUUCCAUCAACUGGGAUGACCUUGAACAGAAAAAAAUCCCUCCCCCAUUCACGCCUACAGUGAGCUCUCUCUGCGAUAUCUCAAACUUUGACACAGAAUUCACAGAUGAGAUGGUGCCCAACUCCAUCUGUUGGUCACAAGAUCAUUCCAUUGUCAACGCCAGUGUUAUGGAGGCAGAUGAUGCCUUUGUGGGCUUUUCUUACGCCCCGCCUUCAGAUGACUCUUUCCUCUGAAGUAUCCCUAAUAACCUGUUUACUCGCCUUAACCACCUUAACUUCUUUUGACUAAAGGGAAGAAUUUAUUCAAUGGAUGAAUUUGUUUGAUGAGACCAAAGCAACCAGCUGAGGAAAAAAAUGCACAUAAAACAGAUUUUGGCUGGAACAAAUGGUAUCAGAAAAGAGUUUUUUCUUUUUUUUUUUUUUUUUUUUAACAAUUUGUAUUUAUAUAAAUAUAUAUAUAUACAUAACAGAUUAUAUUUUUAAGAAUUUUGAACAACCACCUUCCAUUAGUGUAAUUUCUGGUGGUUUCUAAAUCAAGCCUUUAGAAAGCCUUAAAUUUGUCCCUUAAGUGAAAUCAAUGUGCAGUUUUCUGGUAAACUUGAACAGUUCAAUGGACACCAUUUGACUGUCAUGGAAAUGUUUGUCCAUGUAAUUACUGUAAAAAAAAAAGACUUAUGUAUCAUUCAUAUUGACUAAGCUGGAAAUAGGGAUUUACUUGAGCGACCGCUGAAUAAAGCAUUUUGGUUUAUAGGUCAUUUAUAUAACAAAAUUGUAUUUACAGUUUGUGUUUGCAGAUACUGAAUUUAUGUAUUUUAUUGUGUUUAUUAGUUUUUGCUCUUCUAUGUCUUAACACAUUUAUUUCUAAUUGCUAAAAUAAGGAAUUCAUGUCGCUUUUAUUUGCCCUGCAUUAAAGUCUAUACUCCGGCACAGAAAUAAAAUGUCAAAGGAAGUAA
This is a messenger RNA of Sphaeramia orbicularis (orbiculate cardinalfish), 2552 nucleotides long. RefSeq names its product serum/glucocorticoid regulated kinase family member 3 (gene sgk3). The transcript has 17 exons. Gene Ontology annotation, molecular function: ATP binding; phosphatidylinositol binding; protein serine/threonine kinase activity. The record is from RefSeq and is a predicted model, not a curated record. Lineage: Eukaryota; Metazoa; Chordata; Actinopteri; Kurtiformes; Apogonidae. Gene Ontology annotation, biological process: protein phosphorylation. The coding region runs from base 370 to 1833 and encodes 487 amino acids.